CUGAAGUGCACUGAUAGUGCACUGAUAGGUGGCACUGACUGCCACUGAUGGGUGACACUGACGGGCAGCUCAGAUGGGCACUGAUAUGUGGCAUUGAUGUGGCACUGAUGGGCACUGGCACUGUUUAGCACUGACAGCUGGCACUGAUGGAUACUGACAGGUGGCACUUCUGGGGCCACACUGAUCAGCAGGGCACACUGAUCAUCAGUGCCCUGAUGAUCAGUGAGAGAAAUGCCGAUAACCGGCAUUUCCGUGUUUACAUGUGAUCA
Messenger RNA from Staurois parvus, 269 nucleotides. The record is from the annotation of a GenBank genome assembly. NCBI's taxonomy places the organism in Eukaryota, Metazoa, Chordata, Amphibia, Anura, Ranidae.